AUGGCUCCCAACAUGACUGGCUUUAAAAAAUCAUACAAGUUCAUGGAGGAGAAGGCCAUCCAUGUCUAUGUUCCAUUAGAGGCAGUAUGCAUCUGUAUAAAAGUUUUUCGGAAUCCCAAGUGUGGAAAGUACAAAGUAUGGUGCCAAUCCACUUGGAAAUUCUCUAGUGCAGGCCCUGCUCAACUGCAUAACUUGUUCAUGUCAACUAGUACUUAUGCAGGAACAUCUUCCCAUGUCUGUGUUGAUCCAGAGUUUCAGGCAGUGCGAUUCCGCCAAAUGGAUGUCUCUGUAGGUAGAAGCAAAAUAGUUGAUCAGCAGUGA
Molecule: messenger RNA, 321 nt
Organism: Podarcis lilfordi (Lilford's wall lizard)
Lineage: Eukaryota; Metazoa; Chordata; Lepidosauria; Squamata; Lacertidae
Source: the annotation of a GenBank genome assembly